AUGGCCGGGCACGUCCCAAGAACUGUCAGAAGACUAAUAGCUACACAAAUUAGUCCAAAGUUCAGAGAUAUAACUAAAAUCGUUGAAGCUCCCCUGAAGGAAUUGCAACCAGGGGAGGUUUUAGUGAAGAACAGAUAUGUUGGUAUCAAUGCUUCUGAUAUAAAUUACACAGCAGGGAGAUAUGAUCCGUCUAUCAAACCACCGUUUGUCUGUGGAAUGGAGGGCCUUGGUGAGGUUGUCAGCGUGGGCUCAGGGGUCAACAUAUCUCCAGGUCAAGCUGUCAUGUACUGUAGAAAUGGCAGUUUUGCAGACUAUGUGAAAGUACCAGCCAGACUCCUGACCAAGAUUCCGACGGCCUCCCCAGAGUUCUUGCCAUUCCAAUUAAGUGGACCCACAGCAACUGUUGCCUUAGAAAAGUUUGGAAAUUUGAAGAAAGGAGAGACUGUCUUGGUCACUGCUGCUGCAGGUGGAACAGGACAGUUUGCUGUACAGUGGGCAAAGAAAGCUGGCUGUCAUGUUAUUGGAACAUGUUCUACAGAGGAAAAGGUGGAAUUUCUCAAGAAAUUAGGAUGUGACCGACCCAUAAAUUACAAAAAGGAAGAUUUACGAACUGUUUUGAAAACAGAAUAUAAGAAAGGUGUUGAUGUUGUUUACGAGUCAGUCGGAGGAGAAACAUUCGACACUUGUUUGAACAGUCUGACCACUGGAGGCCGCCUCAUCGUUAUUGGGUUUAUAUCUGGAUAUGAGUCUGACUUGGGCUUCACUCCCUCCAGGACUAUGGCAUCUCUUCCUGUCAGGUUAUUACAGAAAUCGGCAUGUGUUCAAGGAUUCUUUAUACCACAUUUUGAACAAGAUUGGAUGAAAUCUGCCUCCAAACUGUCGAGCAUGUACAGCGAGGGAGCCUUGAAAAGUUUUAUAGACAAAGGUGACUCCACUGUCUCUGGUCCUUUUAUUGGUCUGGAGAAAAUUGCAGAUGCUGUAGAGUAUAUGUACACAAAGAAAAAUUUGGGGAAGAUUGUGGUGGAAUUGAACAAACCAGGAACCAACAGCAAGCUCUGAGCAGUUGUUUAAGCAGGAAACUAACAAGUGAUUUUAAGGAUAAUUACAACCAAUCAGAAACCAGAAUUCAUUACAAAUUCAUUGAUGGUAUUGUGAUUCUCAUAUAGCCACAGAUACUUCAAGAUAUUUCAAUAAUAACAACUAUUGAUAGAUACUGGUAACAUUGUGUGAUUUCAUUUGUGGUCAUCAAGAGAUAGUAUGUCUAUGAUCAAAGCGAGAUAGAGAUUUGAUCACAUAGAGAUAAUGUGUCUAUGAUCACAGAGAGAUAAUGUGUCUAUGAUCAAAGCGAGAUAGAGAUUUGAUCACAGAGAGAUAAUGUGUGGAUUGUGGAGAGAUUAUGUGUCUAUGAUCACAGAGAGAUAAUGUGUCUAUGAUCACAAAUAGAUAAUGUGUGGAUUGUGGAGAGAUUAUGUGUCUAUGAUCACAGAGAGAUAAUGUGUCUAUGAUCACAGAGAGAUAAUGUGUCUAUGAUACAGAGAGAUAAUGUGUCUAUGAUCACAGAGAGAUAAUGUGUUUAUGAUCAAAGCGAGAUAGAGAUUUGAUCACAGAGAGAUAAUGUGUGGAUUGUGGAGAGAUUAUGUGUCUAUGAUCACAGAGAGAUAAUGUGUCUAUGAUCACAAAUAGAUAAUGUGUGGAUUGUGGAGAGAUUAUGUGUCUAUGAUCACAGAGAGAUAAUGUGUCUAUGAUCACAGAGAGAUAAUGUGUCUAUGAUACAGAGAGAUAAUGUGUCUAUGAUCACAGAGAGAUGAUGUGUCUAUGAUCACAAAUAGAUAGUGUGUUGAGCGUAGAGAGAUAAUGUCUAUGAUCACAGAGAGAUAGAGAUUUGAUCACAGAGAGAUAAUGUGUCUAUGAUCACAGAGAGAUGAUGAGUCUAUGAUCACAAAGAGAUGAUGUGUCUAUGAUCACAGAGAGAUGAUGUGUCUAUGAUCACAGAGAGAUGAUGUGUCUAUGAUCACAGAGAAAUGAUGUGUCUAUGAUCACAGAGAGAUGAUGUGUCUAUGAUCACAGAGAGAUAAAGUAUUGAUCACGGUAAGAGGAUAACAUUUAUAGUUACUGAGAGGUCUGAUCAUAUUGAGGUUUAGAUAAUAUGACUGUUGGGAGAUAAAUAUAAUAUUUAUUGAGAGACACCUUGUUGAAAUUCCUUGUUUGUUUGUCAAAGUAGAUUAAGUUUGUUAUUGAAGUAUAAUGUAUGUAAUGUACUCAGAUCAAACAAAUCAUUGAUAUUUUUUUUAUGAUUUUUAAUAAAAUGCUUAAUUUUCA
Molecule: messenger RNA, 2319 nt
Organism: Ylistrum balloti
Lineage: Eukaryota; Metazoa; Mollusca; Bivalvia; Pectinida; Pectinidae
Product: prostaglandin reductase 3-like
Exons: 12
Coding region: 1-1059 (352 amino acids)
Cellular component (GO): mitochondrion
Molecular function (GO): zinc ion binding; oxidoreductase activity
Source: RefSeq, a predicted model, not a curated record